AUGUCUUGCCCUCAUGUUGUAGUUGUAGCUGCAAUUCUUAAGGACAUACAUCCCGAUUGGUUCAGUGAAGCAAUACGAUCUGCUCUUACAACCAUAGGUGUACUUCUUAUCCUUCAUUGUCUAGUUUCAGACACAUCGCCAUGCGUAAUACCUUUCUGUUUAUUGAUACUUUUCGCUUAUUUAGCAAAAUUAAACAACAACAUGGGCACACCAAUAACAGACUCGGACAAAAAAAUAGCAAAUCCAUUUCAGUUCGGUGCAAGCCACAUUCAGCCUUCAAAAACAGCUGAUCCUGGACUUGUUUAUAAUGCUUCUUAUGAUGACUAUCUUCUCUUCCUCUGUCGUAACAACAACAAUUUGCUCGUUCCAUCUUUCAAAUGCCCCAAUGUUAUUCCUUCACCAAGUAAUCUCAAUUAUCCAUCGCUAGUGAUUUGUAAGCUUAAAGGAUCCACAACUGUCACUCGAACCGUUACAAAUGUACAAUAA
Molecule: messenger RNA, 486 nt
Organism: Fraxinus pennsylvanica
Lineage: Eukaryota; Viridiplantae; Streptophyta; Magnoliopsida; Lamiales; Oleaceae
Source: the annotation of a GenBank genome assembly